Messenger RNA from Linum trigynum, 1089 nucleotides. The record is from the annotation of a GenBank genome assembly. Lineage: Eukaryota; Viridiplantae; Streptophyta; Magnoliopsida; Malpighiales; Linaceae.
GUACAGUCCAGGUACCUAGCUACCUAGCUACCUAAUUUCUCUUCUUCAAUUCUUUUAAGAAGAAGAACAUCUUUUAUUAUGUACGUGCUUUCAUCCUUGUUUCUGUAUUUGAGAGUAUAGCUUAACCAUUGAAUAUUUGAUUGAUCAUUCGUUUCAUCAUCAGGUAAUCGAUUACAACUCGGCCGGCCGGAUAGCUAAGUCACUCACUCAUCCUCGCUAUAGCUCGUCAGCUCUCUCUGCCUGCUGCAAUGGAAAACAACUCCGCCGCCUCGUCAAGUUCCUCGGCUCUCAAUGUCAAUGGGGGACCGAUGGUUGCUGGAGAUUUGAAACGGGCGGCAGUAGACCAGGCCGAGAAUGGGAAGGCAGCCGGUGCAAAAAGAGCAAAAACUUGCUCUUCCAGUGAAGAAGAUGUGAAGCGGGCUCUGAAAGGACACGGUGGUACAACACAAGCGCCAGGCGGCCAAAUCAUUCCCAUCGUCAGCCUUCCCACCCAGUAUCUAGCCUACAUUGACCAUGCGCGAUUAGACAACAAGGAGUUGAUGAUCCAUGGCGACACGUUGCCCUCUGAGGACGCCGGCUGCGUCUACAGAAACGAGCUCCGCCACCGUUCCUACCAGCAGUUCCUGGAGUUGGUGUUGGACCGGCUGGGGGAGCUGGGGAUCGAGCGCCUGGGUUUCGAUCGGCAGCAUCCAUGUCCCAUCACCUUCUACCGCCGCAUACAAGGCAACGGCUUCAUACAGUUGAAGGUGCGCGACCAUGUGUUCACACAUUGGCUGGCCAUGGGACGCUUCUGGGAGCUGGCCAGGGAGGAGAUGGACCUCAUCGGCUACCAUCUAAUUGCAGAUGAAGAGUAACUAGCUAGCUAGGGCGCGCAGGCAGGCGGUCCAUCGAUUGAUCGAUCGAUCGAGUAGUAUUAAUUACGAGAUCGGACCAUAGUAGCAUUUCGGAGAAGACUAUGAGCUUGUCGUACUUAUCUGUUUAUUAUUUCUGCAUUUAUUCGUAUUUGGAUAACUAGGGCAGGCUGUGGAUCGUUCGAGUAUCAAAGGCGAAGCAGUGAGUACCAUAUAUCAUUAAACAGUAUUUGUGAUG